CGAUAGUAGAAUUCCGUCACGAUGACUUUAACCACCGCGUUGCUUUCCGUGCUUUCGUUACUCUCGUUGACCCGAAACGCCCCCGCAUGGCACGUUGCAUUUCCAAACGACAGCGAGAUCUUUAACAAUGAUCUCGGCGAAACUUUGCAACCAGCCCUCAUAUUUCCAGGAACAAAAUGGUGCGGCAGCGGCAAUAUUGCAAACAGCUCGGACGAUCUCGGAGUAUUCGCCAUGACUGAUGCAUGCUGCCGUGAACACGACAAAUGCAAAGAUAUAAUCGAGUCGAUGCAGACUAAACACGGUCUGACCAAUGACGCUUUCUAUACAAGGCUACACUGUUCGUGCGACGAGAGGUUCUACGACUGUCUCCAUAGCUCGGAGGAACUCGUUAGCGCGAAGGUCGGCUUCCUCUACUUCAACGUGUUAGACACGAAGUGCUUCCGCGAAGACUACCCCAUCGUUGGCUGCAAACGGCAUUCACUCAUUCCUAGACGGUGUUUGGAGUACGAGCUGGACGAGAGCCAACCGAAGAUGUAUCAGUGGUUCGACGUACCUACGUACUAACAAAGCGACCACCGGACGAUGACGAUGCCCGGCCGUCACAUUCGAUCGCUCGCGGAUCGAUAGAGAGAUCCAUUUUCGCGGCAUC
Camponotus floridanus (Florida carpenter ant) is the source of this 649-nucleotide messenger RNA. It is a transcript of the gene Pla2, whose product is annotated as phospholipase A2-like. The record is from RefSeq and is a predicted model, not a curated record. Gene Ontology annotation, biological process: arachidonate secretion; phospholipid metabolic process. The transcript is spliced from 4 exons. Lineage: Eukaryota; Metazoa; Arthropoda; Insecta; Hymenoptera; Formicidae.